AUGUCCUCGCGUGAGGAGAGGAGAAACGAUACUGCGGAUGAAAAUGGAGAGGAGGAAGAUGAACUGUUCGAAGAAGAGAUGGAGGACGAAGACCACUUGACAGCCGACAGGUUUUCACCCGUCAGCAACAUUGGUAAGGAAAGCAUGAGCCCGUCGGAUAGAAGCAGAAGCAUUAACCGUUCAGCUGAACUUAAAUCAGGGAAAGAGAAAGGUGUGUAUUCCAGUCUCCCUCCGAGGAAGCCUGAUAUAACGGAGAUUACAAUGCAACUUCCUGGUAUGGGUGAUGACUUCAUGACAGUUCAUGUGCGGCUCACUCCCGCGAUUGACCUCCAGCCUCCAAAAGGCAACUGGUUGAAGGAGGUUGAAAAGGAUGGGGAAAUUGAUGAAGAGGCACAGGAAGAGGAAGAGCAAGGACGAGAUGAAGAGGAUGAGGAGAAUGAAGAGGAGGAGGAUGAGGAAGGGGAUGAGGAUGAGGAUGAGAACGGCACAGUGCCGCGCAAGAGAGGCGGCACGCAGUUGGGGAAGGGAAAGAAGGAAGCAAAUGAAGAGGAAGAGGGAGAUAAUGAGGAAGAGGAGGAGAACAGUGAUGUAAAUGCCACCAAAGAACGGUUGUGCCCUCCUUGGCUACUACCUUUGCUAAGCGACGAUGCAUUCUACUGGGAACAUACACUAGAUAAAAUGUUUGGCUACGAGCUUCCACCAAGUCCAAAUAUCGAUGCUUGUGGUGACCCGAAGAGUGCCAUUAGAAGGCCGAGAACAAGUAGGGAUGAUGGUGACGGGGAUGCAGAAGACCAAACUGGGGACAAGCUCAAGACACCUGAGAAGGUUGUGAUAACGGAUGCAGCGGAUGACAAAAGUGCUGCUAGUGGCGACAGUAGCGACGCCGACGGAGAUAUUCGUGAAGGGGAGUUAUCCACGAUUACCGUUCCAACCAACCAAACGUCUAAGCAGCUAGAAGCACAACCUCGCCCCGCAAGAUUCUCCUUGCAGUCGUCAUCUUCUCUUGGAAUGAAUGUACAAAAUCAGUUUCCCAAGCGGCCGGUGUUGCGUUUUACAGAAGCCAGUCGCCUCUUCUAUAUUGUGCGUUCUAUCGGCGGUAAACGAUGGUACUUGCUCGAUACACUUCCUAUGCCUGAGGAAGAGAGUGAGGAGGAUGUAGAGGAAGAGGCAAUGGAAGAGGUAGAGGAAGGUGAGGAGAGCGAAGAGGAUGAAACAAACUCUGCGAGCGGCAGCACAGAGACUGGUGACCAGAAUCUGGACGAGGAGCGCGAGAAGAAUGUGGAAGAUGACCAGGCCAAAGAACCGAUGGAACAAGCGGUGGGGGCUCAGUCUGACGUCGAUCAGGUAGAAGAAGAGGAGGACGACGGAGGCGUACCGGAUGCAAGUAUGCUCGAUAUGCAAUCUGUUAUCUGCAUUGACACACUUACGCUAGCCGCACUGCGGUGCCCAGCGGCUCUUCGCACCUGUUUGGUGCAGAAGGACCCUAUUUCUCUGGCGUGCAUUGAGACAUGGAUGCGGUUGGAUGUCAACAUCGCACUGCCGAUACUAACCACAAUUUACCGCACGAUGCUUGCCAUACGUGCAGAGGCCCCACGGCUACCGUAUUCUCUUCCCGAUUGGAAAUUCGAUUACAACAUCUUCUUAACAUCGUCCUACCUGGCGCACCGUAAGCCGCAGUAUCCGCGGCAAACUGCAAAUUUGGUUUCGAGUACCUCUCAAAUUUUGGCCGUGGUAGACUCCCCGUGCGUAGGGGAGAGGCAAAGUUAUGAAACUAUGGCUGGGUUACUUUCGGUUCGUACCUUCCCAUCAAAGCCGAUUCUAUUACAAAACUUGAACCAUGUGGUUGGAAUGCGGUUGUUCGUGUGGCUUAUUACGGAGAUACCCCAUCACGUGUUGCUGCAGUGGGCUUCCCUGAAGUCGUCGCCUCCGGAUUCUGGGAGGAAGGACGCUGAAACUGGUAGCGAAAGUGAUGACGGUGACGAUGAAGAGGAUGAGGAAGGAGACGGCAAGAAGAAGGCUGCCCGCUAUAUCGCUUCGGUUGUAGACGCGUUCUGGAAACGCGUUCCCAGCGUGGACGGCCCUUACUUGAUUCUUUCUCCCUUCUUGAAGGCCGUUGUCGUGGAAGUGCGUCGGCGCCAGCGGCGGGAGCGGGAGGGAUUCGGUGCAUCGAAGUACACACUAAUGGAGUGCGUUGCGCAUGCAUUGCCCAAACGUAUAGAAGACGGCAAACCAAAGAAAGAUCCACUGGUAGCAUCCUCAUUUUCUCUCUUUCCUCAGAACUAUGGACCCCCUGAGUUGUCCACGCCAUCGCCACCAGACCAGCGAGUGUAUCAAAGUGACCUUGUCAUACUACUACUCACACUGACAACGACGCCUGCUACACGAGACGCAACAACCGUGCGGACGGAGCGAUUGGCCCUGGGUGUUCGAUCGCAUCCACGCCCCCUCUCAUAUGCACCUGAUGGCAACUAUGAGCUUCUAACGUAUCUGCUGAAUAAGAAGACGGAGAAGGUUCGGACUCCCGUGGAAGCUGUACGAUCGGGAUAUUUCCGUGUCCUGUAUCUUUCCCUACUGCGUUUCGUGGCGCCUUCUUCUGUUAUGCUCCUACUUUCGGUGACACCACUCUUUUCUGUCAUGGGACCGGCGGAUCGAUGCCCCUUGCCUCAGCUGCUGCACGCGUGGCACAUUGAGUGGGAUUUUUGCUUCAGGGGUCAUUUAGAUCACUUUAUAAAUACAUUUUGGAAUGAAUUGUAUUAUCGUACCCUCGAGAAACAGUUUGACGACGCAACAGUGUUACGAGCGAAGCAGUUGAUGCUUCUGGAAAAAGUGACAGAACGGCGCAAUCAAUACCUAUUUGCCAUCCGACAACUGAAUUCGCGCGCACGUCCUCUUUCUGCAAGGGCAUUCGUGGGGUUCCCGGUCCUAGUGGGGGAAGAGUGCGAAGAAACAUUGGCUAUUUCCAGUACACUUGAGGCACUCCCACCGAUAAAACCCAGGAAAAUAAUUAAGAGCAGUGAACACCCAUUAAACCUCUCGCCGUACAGUGAGGACUGGCGACACGAAGAAGAACACGUGCGAUACAUGCUUGCUUCCUUACCCAUGGCGCCACGAACGUAUUUGACCCCAGAAACAUUACAUUUACUAUUGUUUGAUGUGCCACAUGCCAAUCGAUAUGCAAUACAUUACCUCAUGCGCGGUUGCGGCGUUGUCCAAACUCAAAUUAACCCACUCAAGGGGGCUGCAGUGCCUGCGAUGGAGUAUGCUCUGCUUACUCGAAAUGUGGAGGCCGUUUUGAUGUUGCUAGCCACUGGGGAAACAUUGGAUGAUCAAAUGCUGGGUGGAAUGGUAAAUGGUGAAGCGUGGUUAUACGAGGCUUUCCGUGGAAGAGACGCCAUGAGGCUGUUGGCGGUGUGGAGGAAAAAGGAACAGGAACGCAAGUCUGAUCCAGACGUGAGGUUUGGCGUUCUCCGAACGAUCCCCACAUCGGAAUGA
Messenger RNA from Trypanosoma brucei brucei TREU927, 3492 nucleotides. RefSeq lists its product as hypothetical. NCBI's taxonomy places the organism in Eukaryota, Euglenozoa, Kinetoplastea, Trypanosomatida, Trypanosomatidae. The transcript has a single exon. Bases 1 to 3492 code for a protein of 1163 amino acids. The record is from RefSeq and is a predicted model, not a curated record.